ACUCCAUACUCUAUAUCAGCAACACCACCAACGUCAUUCCAAUAAAAGCAUCUAGGACUCCAUGAUCCAAGUGCGCGGGACAAUAUCUUCCCUCUUCUACCUAUCAUAAGGAUACUUAUUUGCACCGUUACCCUCCAACUCCUUGUCGUAUCGGAAGCAAAGCCGCCAAUUGAACCAUGACAUUGACGGCUCUAUAAGAUCCAUUCCGCAACUGCACUCCAAGCAAUGUCACGAUGGGUGCUUCCGACUCCAAGUUGACAUUCAAGCAAGGCAUAUUCAAGCUUUCCGAGCAACGGAAUAUCCCCGCUGACGAUCCCUACUGGCGUGGAUUUUGGGAGCUCCCCGAGUCUGCUGAGGAUGUGUUCUCCUUAUUUUCUCCCAUCGAUGUCCGGAGGACAAGAGACACGUUCCUGGAGAACCUGGAAACCCUCCUCCUCGCCGUAACCUCCAGACUCGUCGUGUUACGCAAUCACCCGUCUUUUCCGAACGACGACCUGGCACCGGAGCGCGAUGCGCUGAAUUGCAUCCGGGUCCUGACGCGGAUCCUCCCAUAUAUUUACGAGGCACCCCAUCUUGACGAUUGGGAGGCGAAGUUCUUUUGGGGGGCGCGAAGGAAGCGCACGCGGAAAAGCCAGCUAUCAUCACGGUCUGAGGUACUGUUCGACGGGACCGAUGCCUCCGCGGACGAGCCACCCGAGCCAGAACCUGAGUUUGAAGAUGCAAAACCGCUUGCGGAAGAGCUGAUUGACACGCUCAUCGACCUGCUGUUCUACUCCGAAUUCACGAUCGGCAAGUCUCCGCCGGGGAAACAACGGGUUUCGUACGCCAUCUGGCAAAGCGGAGUGGGCUGCAACACCCCGGUCAUCUCGACGAAGGAAUUCGAAAGCAAUCGUACCGAGAUCAUGCGUCUCCUGCUCGUCCUGACAGGCAAGUCAAUGUACAUGAAUUCGACCGUGCUGUCCCAGCAAGGGGUCAAGGCCAUCAGCUACAUCACAACAUGCCCGGACAAGCAGAUCGUGCUUUCGGUGCUCUGUUCUAUGCUGAACACGACGUUGAAAUACAACCCGGCCACAUGGCGCGUGCCAUACGAUCAUGUUGUAUUCAAGGACAGUAAGCAACUUCUCGUUGCCUAUUGUCUCCAGCUACUUCUGGUUCUCGCUGUAUACCCAGUCCCAGAGACAGGCAAUGGCCCGCCGCCGAAGAACUUCUACCGUCACUUUCUCGGUCGCCUCCAUCGACCCCAGGACUUCCAAUUCCUGGUCGAUGGGAUGAUGAGGAUAUUGAACCAGCCGCUACAGGCAACUUCAUCCUAUUUGCCCGGAAGUCAGAAAUCGAUAACGUGGGCGCCGGAGAUGGUCAUGUUGUUCUGGGAAACACUACAGUGCAACAAACGCUUCCGGUCCUUCCUCAUCGAUACCGAUCGCGCUCAUGACUUCGUGAUCUUGAUGCUCUUUUACAUCAUGAAUAACCGGAACGACCCCUCCGCUCAAGGAGUCUUGAAGAUGUGCGUCUUCAUCCUGCAAACCCUGAGCACCGAACCAAAUUUCGGGAAGGGAUUGAAUAAGGUUUUCGAGGGGCAAGAUACACUUCCUCAAACGAUUCGGAUUCCUAACUUUCACGGUUCUUAUGCGGAUUACCUCAUUACAAUGGUCCAUGCUCUCAUCACGACGAGCAAGGGAAAACUAGACACGCUAUAUUCCCCGUUACUCGCGGUCAUCAACAAUAUUGCGCCAUAUCUAGAAAACCUAGGGCGAGCGCCAUCCUCCAAGUUGUUGCAGCUGUAUGCAUCCAUGUCUGCACCCAGCUUCCUACUUGCAAAUGAAACGAAUCAUGUUCUGCUUCAUUCUCUACUAGAGGCGAUGAACGCCAUCAUCGAACACAAAUACGAAGCAAAUCCCAACUUCGUUUACGCCGUCUACCGCUCGAAACGCAAAUUUGAAGCCUUGCGAGCUUUCACUCUCGAGAGCGGAAGAGAGGAGAUCGAGAAGCAGAAUAGGUUGAAGAAAGAACGGGCCGCCUCCGCACAAGAUCCACGAAGUCCCGUCGAUAGCGCCCCCAACUCGGCCAUUCCUACUAGCCCCACCACCAGCGACCCGGCCGAAGCGCACUCCGCGUUCGCGAUCGGCGAUGACGAGGAUGAAGAGGGAAGUUAUUCUCCGACACUCGUCAAUCCUUCCAAUAUCCAGUCCGCCACCAGCUCUCGUGCCGGCUCGGUCAGCUCGCCCGCCGACACAACCUUUCCACUGCAGCUGCGCGGGAUGUCCGAGAAAGCUCGCGGCAAGCGUCCGGCUGGACAACCUGCUUUUUCGCGGCAGAGCAGCACGACCAGUCUUCUAAGCGCGGUGAAUACAGGUUCCUUCUCCGGUUCUGGAACGUUUCAGCCAACGGUCGAAUGGAUCGAACAAUGGCUCCCCCAACUACCCCUCCACACCAUCCUCACCCUUAUCUCCCAACUCUCCCCCCACCUCCCCUCCGACCCCUCCCGUGACAUCCCCACCACCCUUAUCGCCAUCCGCCGCGCCGAAAUCCACGGCAUCGACCCCUCCCCCCCCCGCGUCCACUCCUUCGAAUGGUCCUCCCUCUCCCUUGGCUGGUAUCAGUCCCUCCUCUGGGGCUUCGUCUUCACCUCCGAGCUCACCGUCUCGAAGGGGCCCGCCGGCGUCUGGAACGGCACCGGCAUCCGACUUUUCCGCGUGCAGGAGACGGCCGCGCAGACGCCGUCGUUACUGGCGCCGAGGGGCGCAGUGGAUGCGGUGGGGAGUAACUUGGUGAGUAUGGUGGGGAAUUUGAACUUGCGGGGCGGAGCGCCACAGUUGGGGCAGGGUGGGCGGACGGGGAGUGGGGGUGGGAGCGGGGGGAAUGGUUCGCCGAUGACGGUGAGGGAUGUGUGA
This is a messenger RNA of Eremomyces bilateralis CBS 781.70, 2891 nucleotides long. RefSeq lists its product as uncharacterized. Lineage: Eukaryota; Fungi; Ascomycota; Dothideomycetes; Eremomycetales; Eremomycetaceae. The transcript is spliced from 5 exons. The record is from RefSeq and is a predicted model, not a curated record. Bases 234 to 2891 code for a protein of 885 amino acids. Gene Ontology annotation, cellular component: Golgi medial cisterna; membrane; Golgi trans cisterna.